AUGGAAAAUGAAAAAAACGCAAAAUUUAAAACUCAAAACAUACAAAAUGAUCAACCGAGCGUUGGUAACAACUCAAGACCACCAACACCACCAUUCCAAAAUUGUGGCCAAAAUCACAACAACCAACAGACACCCACACCUCCACAUCAAAACCAGAAUAGACAUAACCCAUUACCACCCAACCUCAACAACCGAAAUGUUAACCCCAACCGUGGAGUUAACCAAAAUCGUGGCAAUCCUGCGAAUGAAGAUCAAUUCCUCAAUCUCGAUGAUUUGAGGAAUGUUAUUCCCGAUGACGAACCAUUUAGUGUUCCCGGUUAUCAAUCACCGGAACAUGUGAGUAUUCACUCGGAAUACUCGGAUGACGCAGGAAAUUACGAUGAGAGGGUUGAAGACGAUAUAUGGGGUGAUGUUAAUGCGAAGAACCUUUAUAACGCUCGGGGGUUUGAGAAUGAAGACUUUGGCUAUCAAAAUGCCAAUUACGUGGGAAACAACGAGGGUUACGGAUAUGGCCGAAAUGACAGGUACGACAACAACCGUCAAUCACGAAACAACAACCAAAGGAACCAGGAUGACGGUUAUUAUAACAAUAACAAUAAUGUUAACCGUAAACGGAUUCCCCAAUUCGUGGGUGGCGGUAAUCAAGGUGGUGAUAGAGGUGGUUAUAGAAGAGGUAACCGAAGACCGGGGGAUUAA
Messenger RNA from Helianthus annuus (common sunflower), 696 nucleotides. RefSeq names its product GATA zinc finger domain-containing protein 14-like. NCBI's taxonomy places the organism in Eukaryota, Viridiplantae, Streptophyta, Magnoliopsida, Asterales, Asteraceae. The record is from RefSeq and is a predicted model, not a curated record. The transcript has a single exon. Bases 1 to 696 code for a protein of 231 amino acids.